AAACGGAGGCGGACGGAAGAAGCACAUGGGAAAAAUCCUAGCGCCAGAGCUACCGGCGGCGGUACAUGCCCACCUGUACCGGCAAAAACGUGCGGACGCACGAUAAAGAUCACAGCUUUUCCUACUCUUUGCAGACACCCCCGCCCCUCGGCGGCGGCCGCGAGCGAAACCAACGACGCCACCCAAACCGGCAAAUCCGCCUCCUCCCCCACGCCUUUCGCCGCUCGGCUGACUCGUUCGCGUUCCCACCCCACUCCGACUUAACCGGGCGCACCGUUUCCGGUGGGCGGCAUCCUGCGCCUUUCGGGUCGCGUCCGCACGCGCUGGGGUGGUGGAGGGAGUCCGGGCGCCUUUUCUCGCGUGUCCCGAGGGUUGGGCUGAGGGAGAAGAGGUCCGCAGCGGCCAUCCAUGGCGGAGAUGCGACCGAUCUACAGGGAGCCCGGCAAGCCCCGGCGGCCGCCACGCUCUCACGGCAGUGGAAGUUUCUCAGUUCCGUUGUGGGAAAAGAAAUUUUGCACUGAUGCUUGUGCUAUCCCCUGGGCUAAACUGUGUGAGACCAAGAGAUUGAUGUCUCUGUAUAAAAGCGUGGUUGAUUGGGACGACUCAGCUGCAUUAGAAGCCUUCAAUGACGCAAAGGCGCGCUUCUGUGCUGUAUAUCAUGGUCAAUGCUACGAUAUCCCUUUGCCCGACCCAAACAUGUUUAUUGAUAUUAUCAACCCAGAUGAAUAUGUUGAUCCUGAAUUGGUGGCUGAUCUGGAGAAGUCACGUCGUAGUGUUCCCAGAAAAGAUAAUGGUGUUCCUGAUGUCUGGGACUCUUUUAUUUUCUCUGACAAGCCAGUUCCAGUUACAGGAUGGGGUGACACGGAGACCAGCUUCACCCAUGGCCAGCAGCUCUCUGUAAACUGGGACAAUCAGUUAGAACACUCAGUUGAAGCAAAUCAUAAGCAAAUGUCGGCAAGUUGGGACUAUUCUGUCAAGCAACCUUCUCAAAGAAUUGGUCAGCAAAACUCAGGGAACUGGGAAGUGUACAAGGAACAGCAGGAUCAAGCCAGCAACUGGGGGGAGCAGACGAAUCCUUGCAGUACCAACUGGGUCAUGGAUGGCUCCCAGGAUGCUUGGAAGCAUGGCUAUGGUUGGGGUCCUGCAGCUAUUCAGACCGAUCCAUGGGACAACUGUCAAUAUAGCUAUCAGGUGCCUGACAGCCAGGGCACAUAUGGACACUGGACUCACUGGAGAAGGCGAAACAAUGACUUGGGUAGAAGAAACACCAGGAAUAGAGGAGAUCCCAUCAGCUCAAAGCCAAUGAAAUCAAAGUACCAAACGGAUGAACACAGUGGUGCAAACAAUGGUUGGAGGAACUGUCGAGUGAAGAAUGAUAUGUAUUAUUACUCAUAUGAGCAGGCUGAUUAUACCAAGCAGUCACUGGCUAUGUGAGUAAGAGCUAAGGGGCUUACGCCAUCGAGAGAAGAUGACAAGUUCCUCUCUGCCGUUCACUACGCUUUAGAGGUGUCAGUAGUUUUACACCAGCAAUAGUAAUGGUGGACAUCUUGAGAUGAGGUACAGUAGAGUUAGUAGCAGGUUAUGUUCACCUACCCCCCCCCCCCCCCCCCCCCCUAAGCUGCUGUAUAUAGUAGUAAUUAUCGUCCUAAUGAUUGUUUCGUUUAGCCAUUUGCGGCCGUUGUUUGUUUAUAUAUAUCUGUCUCGAUAUCUGUAGUUUUGGUUUACUGGCUACUUCUUAGCUUCAGUGUUGCAGCAGUUAGAAUUAUGAUGGUUCUUCUUUAAUUUACAUCUUCGGUGGUGGUAAGAACAAAUGCUUUGACUGAUUUGUAUGUUGGUGUCGAAAUGGCACGAGCAGAAGCUUAUAUCCUGUA
Molecule: messenger RNA, 1871 nt
Organism: Zea mays
Lineage: Eukaryota; Viridiplantae; Streptophyta; Magnoliopsida; Poales; Poaceae
Exons: 2
Coding region: 409-1434 (341 amino acids)
Source: RefSeq, a predicted model, not a curated record